AAACGCAAACAGUCAAGUGUCAAACACUCGUAGACUUAAAAACCAAAACCCAAUCGAUGAUUUUAUUGACCAGCCUCCUAAGGAAUUUGCUGCUAUUAAGUUUUGGCUCUGAACCUCGUCUUCUCCUCGCCCCAUUUCGUACCCAAAAAAAACCCUAAAUUCCACCUCCCUCUUCUUCUUCUUCCUCCUCCUCCUAGGGUUACCGUUACCCAAUAAUCCUGACCCUCCAAUCUCACAGUCAAAUGCGAGUUCAAUGGCAAUGAAGCGAGACCAACCCGACCUCGAGAAGCGACUCUGCGGCGUCUGCGGCUCCACAGAGCGGUGGUUCCUCCACUACGUCCGCCACAGAGGACAUUUUCGUAAGCUCUGCACCAACUGCGUCCUCAAGAACAACCCAGGCCUCUUCUGCCCUAUCUGCCUCGACUUCUUCGAGCACCCCCUUCCGGCACGUGACCAGGUCAUGUGCGUCCGGUGCCCUUCCAUCUCUCACUCUGCCUGCGUCGCAGCCAAUUCCUCCUUCCGCAGCUUCCAGUGCCCUCCCUGCUCCCAGCCCACCUUCUCCUUCUUCAACCUCACCCGCCAAAACGACGGCCAAGACGCCAAAACGGCAGUCGUCAUCGACAAGGACGCCGCCAAGGCCCUCGUCGCCGCCGCCAGGAUCGCAGCGGCUUUGAUGACCAAAGCCGCCGUCGCCGCCAGGGUUGACGCCGAGCGCCGGGUCAAGGAAGCCGUCGUGGCAAAAAAGAAGGCCAGAGAGGCCUUGGAACGAUUCACAUCUCUUGUCAAUAAGGAAAAGGAGAAGGAUUCGAAGAGUGGAGGCGUUGUUUCGGCGCCUGAGAGCCUCAACGCGAAGCCCAAAUUGGAGGGUCCUGGGCCAAUUCAAGUGGCGCCCAAGAUUUCUGAGCCUGGGGGAAGUAAUGGGUUGAAAAACAGUCAUGCGGAUCCUAUGGAAGAAGACUGAUUUGAGAUCAAGGAGCUUGAGCUUCAUGGGUUCAUGGUUCGUAGUUUAAGUUUCUUUUCAUUAUUUGAUGAUACUCAGCUUUUGCUAUUUAGCUUCAGCCUCAGCUUCUACACAGUCUUCUGGCAAUCUGUGAGUCUCUUUGUUAGUUGCUGUUGGUUUUUCUUUUUUAAAUUUUUACGCGGCCGCCCUUGGCACUUUUGCAGAGAUGAUGUUUACUUUCCCAAGCUGAUGAUUCUCUGGGCCCCUUUGUAUCUACAUUGUCCUUCUUUGCCAUAAUCAGAAAUUGCAUUUUCUAA
Prunus avium (sweet cherry) is the source of this 1257-nucleotide messenger RNA. Its product is annotated as PHD finger family protein. The record is from RefSeq and is a predicted model, not a curated record. Lineage: Eukaryota; Viridiplantae; Streptophyta; Magnoliopsida; Rosales; Rosaceae.